UUUGCUUAACCCCAAAAAGUAAUGAAACAAAAGUUGAAAGAAGAGUAGUAGUUAGAACGUCAGAGAGGUUAGCUACUUCACAGGAAGGUUUCAUUCAACAUCGAAAAUGGCAGACUUAUUAAUUUUAAUCGGUCAAACUCUGCCUCCCUCCCAAUCCCAAAGUCCACACCUUUUCCUUCUUCUUUCUUUACAAAUUCCAACAAUCUCAUUGUCUCCAAAUCCAUAAGUUUCUUAGAUCCCCUUGUUCUUCCUCUGUCUGUAGUAACAAUUUACAACCCCCUUAACCAAACCCAUCUUCUUCUACUAGUCUAAACCCUAAAAGCAAAAUAAAGACUCGAUCUUUCUCUGUUCUGCUCUGUUUUACUCUGUUCUGCUCUCUUCUACUCUGUUCUUUUAAUGGCUUGUUUCUUGAACUGUGUUCGAUUUGAUGUAACCACGACGACCACCGAAAAACCCACAAGCAAAGGAUCUGGUGUGACUUGUUACAGCAGCUGGGAUGAUGUAGAAACCCUCACUUCUAAUUUCUCUAGAUUGAUUGGUUCUGGUGGCUAUAGCAGUAUCUACAUGGCUCGCUUUUCUGGCUCUGACAAAGCGGCUCUCAAGGUUCACGUUAGUAGCCACCGUCUCUAUCAAGUCUUUAGACUCGAGCUUGAUAUCUUGCUCCGUCUUCAACAUCCUAACAUUGUCAAGCUUCUCGGCUAUUUUGAUGAUUCAGAGGAAACUGGUGCUCUUCUUCUUGAGUAUCUUCCUCAAGGGAAUCUACAAGAGAAGUUACAUAGCAGCAGCAAGCAAGUCUUGCCAUGGAGGAACCGUACCGCCAUUGCGUUUCAGCUAGUUCAAGCUAUUGUACACAUUCACGAAGAAUGUACCCCGCAGAUUGUGCACGGGGACAUCAAAUCAUCCAAUGUGCUCUUAGACAAAAACUUCGACUGUAAGCUUUGCGAUUUUGGAUCAGCUAAAGUUGGAUUCUCUUCGAUGGUUCAGCCUCCUACGAUGUCAACUAGGUCCAGACAAGUGAGAAUGGUUGGAUCACCAGGUUAUACUGACCCUUACUACUUGAAAACCGGGAUUGCUUCAAAGAAGAUGGAUAUGUAUGGGUUUGGUGUUGUAGUUCUUGAGUUGGUUUCAGGGAAAGAAGCGUUUUCGGCUGAGAGAGGUGAGAUGCUAGUGCAUAUAGCCGCUCCAUUGAUCCGUGAGGUUCUUGAUUCGAGUGUAGACAUUGCUGAGGACAAGGUGAGACAGUUCUUGGACCCGAGGUUGUCAAGGGACAGUGUUGAUAUCGAUGAGUUAAAGACAAUGUUGAGUGUGGCUGCGGACUGUAUCGGUAGUCCACCAUCUCUAAGACCUUCGGCUGUUCAAGUAGCGGAAACACUUGUACAGAAGAUCCCAUCUUUGAGUUUCCUCGGUUGUGGUAAAGGAGUGUGAGUGAGUUGUGUGUAUCCAAGGUUUUCGAUGUAGCUGAGAUUCCCCGCGUGAUAGGGCUGCAACACUGUACAGUUGGUAUAAAGUUACCAUGUAAAUACUCUGUUUUGUUUAUGUGAAUAUCAGCAAAAUAACAUUUUCGUGUAAUUAUCAUUUUGUCGACAUUUCUAGGAAAUGUGUUUUUUGAUCCGUUGUUUUUUGUUUGGCAAAUCUUAGAGAGAAAGGUAACUUCUCUUCAUGUCAAUUUAAUGUAAAGUCAAGCUUAAAGCAGAAGCAUGACACUGUAAAGAUAAA
Messenger RNA from Camelina sativa (false flax), 1716 nucleotides. RefSeq names its product putative receptor-like protein kinase At4g10390. Gene Ontology annotation, biological process: protein phosphorylation. Lineage: Eukaryota; Viridiplantae; Streptophyta; Magnoliopsida; Brassicales; Brassicaceae. Gene Ontology annotation, molecular function: ATP binding; protein kinase activity. Gene Ontology annotation, cellular component: plasma membrane. The record is from RefSeq and is a predicted model, not a curated record.